AUGGAUAAAUCCUGGAUGCUCAAAGAUCGUAGAUCAAAAGAUUAUGAGGAUGGGGUUGAACAAUUUUUGAAUUUUGCUAUGAUAUAUGCGAGGGAUCUUCAAUCCAUCCGAUGUCCAUGUAGAGUAUGUGGAAACUUGAAAAGCCAAGCUGUUGAAGAGAUUAGCAAUCAUCUCUUUUUCCAUGGUAUUGAUCAAAGCUAUCAAACAUGGAUAUGGCAUGGAGAAGCAGCCACUAGAAAGGCACCGCCGUCUGGAUAUGCAGAAGAUACUUUCCAUCGGCAAGUUGACUCAUCCCCCUCAAAUGAUGUAGCAGAAACAAUUGAAAUGGUUGAAGCCGCAUAUAAUUAUUGCACAGCUGAUCCGAAUGAGUUCAGAAAAAUGCUUGAAGAUGCAGAGAAACCCUUAUAUCCCGGAUGUUCAGAUAACACAAAGUUAUCUGCUUUGGUCACAGCGUUCAACUUCAAAGCUCGGCAUCAGUUGUCUAAUACAGCUUUCGAUGAACUGUUAAAGAUUUUGGGCCAGUUGCUCCCAAAAAAAAAUGAAAUGCCGUCAUCGAUGUAUGAGGCACCGAAGACCAUGGAUACAUUAGGGAUGGAAAAUGAGAAAAUACAUGCAUGUCCUUCAGACUGCAUACUCUAUCGGAAGGAGUACAAAGAUGCAACUACAUGUCCUACAUGCAAAAGGUCAAGAUGGAAGUUAAAGAAAAAUUCAACUGAAGUAAGAGAAAGUGUCCCAGCAAAAGUUGUAUGGUAUUUUCCACUGAUCCCGAGGUUCCUAAGGAUGUAUCAGUUACCAAAAACAACAAAGAACUUAACAUGGCAUGCUAAUGAAAGAGAGUCCGAUGGAAAACUACGUCACCCAGCAGACUCCCCAGCAUGGAAGUUAGUAGACCACAUGUGGCCAGAUUUUGGUGCAGAGCCAAGAAACCUUCGGCUAGCUAUUUCUGCCGAUGGUAUAAACCCACAUAGUUCUCUUAGCAGCCGGUAUAGUUGUUGGCCAGUUGUAAUGGUUAACUAUAAUCUUCCACCAUGGUUGUGCAUGAAGAGGAAAUUCAUGAUGUUAACUUUGUUGAUAUCGGGUCCACAACAACCUGGUAAUGACAUCGAUGUUUUUCUAGCACCUCUAAUUGAUGAUUUGAAACUAUUAUGGGAUGUAGGGGUUGAGGCUUUCGUUGCUUACCGACAACAACAUUUCAAUUUGAGGGUUGUACUGCUUUGGACAAUUAAUGAUUUUCCUGCAUAUGGAAAUUUGAGUGGUUGCAAGGUAAAGGGGUAUGAUGCAUGUCCAAUUUGCAGCGAAGGAACUUGCCUUCGUAGAUUAAAACGUGGUAAGAAGAAUAUUUAUGUGGGACAUAGAAAAUUUCUUCCAAUAAACCAUCCAUAUCGAAGGUUAAAGAAGGCAUUUGAUGGCAAACAGGAGUUGGGAUUGGCUCCAUCGCCAUUAAGUGGAGAGGAAAAGAAGUCCAUAUUCUUUGAUCUUGAGUAUUGGAAGUACUUGCUUAUCCGACACAUAUUGGAUGUUAUGCACAUUGAGAAGAAUGUGUGUGAGAGUAUCAUUGGUACGUUGCUUAACAUUCCGGGCAAAACAAAGGAUGGAAUUAGUGCUCGUCUUGAUCUUGUGGAGAAGGAUUUACGACAAGAGUUGGCACCACAGGUUGGAGAGAAGCAGACAUACUUGCCGCCAGCAUGCUACACACUAUCAAAUGUGGAGAAAAGAAGACUUUGCACAACAUUGUCGGACCUCAAGUUAUUUCCUGUGGCAAUACGUUCUGUGUUGCCUAAAGAAGUGAGAUAUGCCAUUACAAGAUUAUGCUUCUUUUUCAAUGCUAUCUGUGACAAGGUUGUUGAUGUGGCAAAGUUGGACAAAAUUCAAUCCGAUAUAUGCAUCUUGUUAGAGAAGUACAACUAUGUGGACUUGUUCAUUUUCGAUGGAUGUACCCAUUUGAGAGGUUCAUGA
Rhododendron vialii is the source of this 1956-nucleotide messenger RNA. RefSeq lists its product as uncharacterized. The coding region runs from base 1 to 1956 and encodes 651 amino acids. Lineage: Eukaryota; Viridiplantae; Streptophyta; Magnoliopsida; Ericales; Ericaceae. The record is from RefSeq and is a predicted model, not a curated record. The transcript is spliced from 4 exons.